UUGUUGCGUACAAAUUUGACAAGGAGUGCACCUAACAGGUAAACUAUUGCAUACUGAUAAUCUCUUUCACUCCAGACAGGGACAAGUGUUGACGCACCAACAAUCAAUUCCAUUUCAGCAAAAUGAUUGUACUUAUAUUGUCCUGUAUCUUGAUCUGUGUCAAUGCUUGUUCCCUACAAGCAGGAAGUGAUGCCGAGGCCAGAUAUGUGUUCCACCUUGCCGACAUAGAUCAUAAUUACAGACUAUCGCUCUCGGAGUUUCGACACGUUUUCUUCGAAUUUGACAGAAAUCACGACAAGUCUCUAACCAGUGAUGAGUUCCUUUUGGAUUGGCAAGAGCGCUGCCUGGGCUCGUCCUUGGAAGGUGUGAUCCUUUUUCACCACCUGGACGUAGACAGAAACGGACAUAUCGAGGAUACCGAUAUACCCUGGGUUAUGAACUAUUUUGACGGAAAUUUGGAUGGAGUUGUAGGACAAGCAGAAUUUGUCACCACCUGGCUGAAACUAAUCAGAUCUCCUCAUGGCCGCCGAUAGAGACUACUAACCUACUUCUUUACCUGAUCUGUAUCAUAAAAUUUUUAAUUGUUCAUUAAAUCUAAAAUGGUU
Molecule: messenger RNA, 605 nt
Organism: Magallana angulata
Lineage: Eukaryota; Metazoa; Mollusca; Bivalvia; Ostreida; Ostreidae
Exons: 4
Coding region: 123-533 (136 amino acids)
Molecular function (GO): calcium ion binding
Source: RefSeq, a predicted model, not a curated record